Anopheles bellator is the source of this 1803-nucleotide messenger RNA. Its product is annotated as angiopoietin-2. The coding region runs from base 1 to 1803 and encodes 600 amino acids. Lineage: Eukaryota; Metazoa; Arthropoda; Insecta; Diptera; Culicidae. The record is from RefSeq and is a predicted model, not a curated record. The transcript is spliced from 4 exons.
AUGGCCGAGCAAUCGAGCAAAGAAGUAACAACGAACCAGGAUAUCCGAGUGUUGCUCGAAAAUAUAAAUUCUCAUUUAAACCGAUUCAAUACUCAUUACCUCAUCAAUCUUGAGCAGCGUAUUGUUACCGUGCUGACAACAAUGACAAGUUUGGACGCCAAUGUGAAAUCGCUGCAGGAAAAGUCCCAAAUAUGGGAUGUGUUUCAGCAUCACAUCGGCGCAUGGAGCGAGCAUAUCAAAUCGGUUGACAGCAAAUUGGAUAUCUUAAAAAAAACCCACGAAACUCCAUCUGCUGCACUUGAAACCCGCCUAUCCAAUCUCGAUUUUAAAGUUGAGCACAUCUUUGAAAAAGUGGAUAUAAUUAACGAGAAAUUGCACGAUAUCACGAAGACCGUGUACAGCAAUGCUGCGCACCGUGGACGCCGAAAUGAUGUGGUUGAGCAGGCUGCAAUACUUACAAAAGUUGGGCAGCUUCAGAAGCAAAUAAACCGCCUGGAAAACAUUGGCAACGGCAAUGGCUGCAACAACAAAUGCAACGCCCAAAACGGCGGGAGCCGCUCGAACGGGUUUACAAAAUUUAAAAAAGACGUUUCCGAAUCGGAAGAAGAAAUUGAUGAACUGUUGGACAAGCUGACUUCGAAAAAGUUACGCGAGAUAGUUACAAACCGGAAAAAUUGUCGAGCCGUCGACGUGCUCACUGGUAUGAUGCGUUCAGUGGAGGACCGUACUGUGAGAAUAUACGAGUUGGAAGCAAAUCAGUUCGAACAAAUCAAUUCAUGUUGCCAGCGAACGAACAAUGAGGUGACCACAUUUACCAACAGUGCAGAUUUACUGUUAAAGCGAAUUGAAGCGUUGGUACUUGAUGUUGACAGAAAAGUUGAUAGGCGUAAUAACCAGCACUGUCCACAAGAGAAAGAGAAGCCUCUUGAUGAAUCUAAAACUACUGUAGCCAACGACACUAUGAAAGAGGAGUCCCUUGAUCUGUCGUCUACAGUCGACUUGGGCAGCGGAAGUGAUCAAGGCACCGAGGAACUGAACAUCUUUUCAACAAUACCAAUCGUUCACCAUGAAGACACAAUUUUUCAUCAUCCCGAUAAAGAUGGAUGUCAUCAGUUACUGCAAAGGGUUAACGGCGUUUACACCUUCGCCGUGAUUGAAUUGAAUGAAGCUAGGCGAGACUUUAAUCGGAGGUACUGCCAAUUUUCAACGGAAGGUUUAGCUUGGACCGUCCUGCAGCGUCGCAACCACUUUGAUUUACAAGAAAAUUUCAAUCGUUCCUGGAAUGAGUACAAGUACGGAUUUGGUGAUCUAGGCUACGAGUUUUGGUUUGGCAACGAUUUUAUUCACAAACUGAGUUACGAUGAUAAUGUUGAACUGCGAAUCGAGCUAGAGGACUUUGAGGGUAAUAGAGCGUACGCCGAGUACGGCACCUUUAGGAUGGAAACGGAAAAAUUCAACUACAAUCUUAUGGUUGCUGACUAUCGUGGUAAUGCUUCAGAUUCGUUGUCUUAUCACAACGAUCACGAUUUCAGCACGUUUGAUCGUUCGAACGAUAAAUCACCGGCCAGUUUUUCCUGCGCCCUCACAUAUGGAAGCGGUUGGUGGUUUAACAGCUGUGCUGAGUCCAAUCUGAAUGGAAAAUAUUAUCUCGACUAUCCUCGCUCCCACAAGUCGACCGGUGUUUUGUGGGAGUCUUGGUUAGGAGAUUAUUCACUCAAGUCGUCAACGAUGAUGAUUCGCCCGAAAGAUGUUUGGAAUAAAGAAGAUGAAACAUCAGACGCUGAAGCACCGCAGGAUCCCUAA